Neurospora tetraspora is the source of this 1761-nucleotide messenger RNA. RefSeq lists its product as uncharacterized. Gene Ontology annotation, molecular function: rRNA primary transcript binding. Gene Ontology annotation, cellular component: ribonuclease MRP complex. The transcript is spliced from 2 exons. Gene Ontology annotation, biological process: maturation of 5.8S rRNA from tricistronic rRNA transcript (SSU-rRNA, 5.8S rRNA, LSU-rRNA); nuclear-transcribed mRNA catabolic process, RNase MRP-dependent. The record is from RefSeq and is a predicted model, not a curated record. Lineage: Eukaryota; Fungi; Ascomycota; Sordariomycetes; Sordariales; Sordariaceae. Bases 122 to 1621 code for a protein of 499 amino acids.
GCCGACUCACCGAACGUCCAUCUUUCUUCAGUUCACCUGAACAUCAACCGCCUCACCCGUGACACUCGAUCAAUCCAACUCUACCAUUUCAUAACAUCACAGUCACGCCCAAGAAACCAAAAUGAAUCGCAACCCGGGAUCCAAACCAAAACCGAAACCCUCGAAGCCCAGACAAAAACUCACCAGCAACCAAAAAGCAACCAGCACGACACAACCACCAUCAUCAAACCCUUCCCUCCCCCAACAAGUCCAAAACCCCCUCGCAGUGCCAACAACCACCACCACCUCCUCCUCCUUACCCUCCUCCCCAGACCCAAAAGAUCCCUCCUCCCUCCUUCCCACCCUAACCCCCGCCCUCGAGAUCCUCUCCCGCUUCCACCACCGCAACAAGAACCAGCACCGCCUGUCCAAAUGGUGGGCCGAAGCCGACAUGCUGCGGCGGCACCUGCGGAAGCUGAUCGAGGCAGCGAACGAGUGGUGUGAUAAGGAGCCGGAGAGGGAGGCGAGGAGGAGGAAGGAGGAGGUGAGGAAGAAGAAGAGGGAGAGGGAUGAGCGGUUGGGGAGGGGGGAGAGGGAUAAAGGGAAAGAUGAAGGAAAAGAGGAGGGCGGCAGUGAGGAGGGGGAAGAUAAGCAGGCCAAGGAGGUUAAGUUGAGGGCGGAGUAUUUGAGGGGGAAGUUAAGGCCUAGGGCUUAUUUCGCCUUCAGCCAACUAUCCGCCGACAGACAAUUUGCUCACCUAGGCCUCAUGCUCCUCGGCAUUCUAGCCCAAGUAGACAAGGCACUUUCAGCAUUCGCCCCCAUUCCAAUCGACGACGACGCUGCUGCCGCCGCCGACGAAGCGGCAGAAGACAGGAGCUCGACCGUCAACGCUACAGUCACAGAUCAGUCAGCCGACGAUGCGCCUAACCGACGGCACAAUGACAUCGGCGUAGCGGUAUCAAGGGAAGAGUUACUCGCUAUGAUGUCGGCAUCCACCGCAUCUGGACCCACGGAAGACACCUUGACGAGGAGAGAUGCUCGAGAUCAAGCACUACCCACCACCGAGACUGAAUCUGGAGCACCACCACCACCAGAAGCAGGAGAGAACAGGCAGGGCAAGGAUAAGAGCAGCGGGAAGAAGAGACCGAGGGACGAUGACUCCUCUUCUGAACCAACACCACCGGUAUCCAAGAAGAAGAGGAAGACGAGAGAUGGAGAUGGAGAUGACAUCGACGACAUCUUUGCUUCAUUUGACAAUCCCAGGAAGGAGAAGAAGAAGAAGGAGAAGAAGAUGAAGAAGACGACCACCACCGCAACGGCUACUACCACAACCAUCUCAACAGCCACCACGACCUCAAUAACAACAGCAACAACAACCACGAAAGUGAAAACAACAACAGCACCAGCACCAGCACCAGCAGAAGCAGAAGCAGAAGCAGGACAACAAAGCAAGGACGACCUCGAUGACAUCUUCGCCUUUCUAGAAAAGCCCAAAAAGAAGAAGACCGCGAAAGCCAAGAAGACGGAUGACUUGGACGAUAUCUUCGCCUCCUUUGAUACCAAAAAGGAGAAACCCAAGACGAAGAAGAAAAAGAAGACGACGGGGGCGGAUGAGUUUGAUGAUAUCUUUGGGGGGUUGUGAAAGGGGGACUACAUAGGUCAAGACGUAGUGUACUCGGUUGUUGGAGGAGGUGAUGGAUGUACCGUUUUGUGUGCAAAAGAUACCAUUGUAUUUGAAUUGCUCGUGUUGUUUCGAGUAAGUCCACUUUCAUCGAGGGCAUU